GUCAUAUUGCUUUGCAUUGGCCAUACAAGAUGAUGUCUCUGACAGAAACGACUGAGUAUGACAACUUUGACCCGGAGUGCUAUAUGAAAACCCACGAUUGGUCUACCUCUGAGGAAGAGGAAGAAAGGAGCAUAUUUCAAUUCAAUGUGGAUUCUAUGCAUGAUCUUUUUAAUUCAGGUGUCAUAAAAGGUCAUACCUUACUGGACAUUGGAACGGGUCCGACCAUCCGAACUGUGGUCAGUGCCAGCGCCCACGUGCAUGAAAUAUAUCUCAGUGACGUAUCUCAACGAAAUCGAGCUGUAAUGACUGACUGGUGGAAAGGUAAUAGCAUGGCUGAGGCUGAACUUACGGAUUACGUCUUAAAGAGAGAAAAUGCAAGGCAUUCAAUAGCAGACAGACAGGAAAUGAUUAAAGCAAAGAUUCGCGGAGUUCUUCCUAUCGACGUCAGAUCCGGACAUCCGUUAGGCAAGAGAGAUCAUCCUCAUCAGUUCGACGUAAUAACAACGUGUCUCUGUUUUGAAUCAGCUGCACAGACGACAGAAGCUUAUCGUCAGGUUGUGCAAAAUGCUGCUUCUUUGUUGAAAGUUGGCGGUCAUUUGGUGGUCAUCGGUAUCUUUGACACCACCCAUUACGAAGUUGGAGAUUUCAAAUUCAUGUCUGUUUCACUAUCGCAAGAAGAAAUAGAACAAAUAUACAAAACGUGUGGAUUCCGCAUAAUCUAUAUCACUCGAAAGGCCACAGGUAAAAGUUUUGCAAUGCAUGCGGUCAAGACAACAUAGAUUGUUCUAUGCUGAUAAUAAUGUAUUGUAGUAUAUAUAAACCAAAGCGAUAUCUCAGGUGAUUUAGCUUGCAAGUCUUACUCGAAUAUUAUAAUUAUGAAAUUAGUUAAACAGACAUGCAUUUAUGUGUUAUAAGAUAUCGUAGGUUUGUAUAUAGACUGCUUAUGAUGAUUAUCAGAGUUUGGUGACUGUCUUUAUGCAGUUUGAAUUUCUGGCAAUUUAAUAUGUUUCAUGCCAGGAAACACUUGGGGUCGUUAUUAUUAUAAUUGAAGUUUUAACUCAGUCUCUUGUAAUCCAUCUCCUUCAUUCUUCAAAAUAGUUAUCAUGUAAAAACAUUUGCCAAUGAAUAUCUAUACAUACCUUUGUAUGUAUUUUCUGGUUUGGAGAAGACUUUAAUAU
Molecule: messenger RNA, 1178 nt
Organism: Mizuhopecten yessoensis (Yesso scallop)
Lineage: Eukaryota; Metazoa; Mollusca; Bivalvia; Pectinida; Pectinidae
Product: indolethylamine N-methyltransferase-like
Exons: 3
Coding region: 30-779 (249 amino acids)
Cellular component (GO): cytosol
Molecular function (GO): N-methyltransferase activity
Source: RefSeq, a predicted model, not a curated record